AAUCGCUGCAGCAAUUCUUUCUAGAACUCUGUAGCUCUCUGUCGUUAGCCCACGCUAGCUAGGUCGCUCUGAAAUUACCUUGGCUCUCAGUCCCUGCACUGAUCGCGCAUCCACACUUCGCAAAGGUGCUUUACUUGGGAUUUCGCCUCAGACUAGUUGUUGGCUUCCUUUCUACCACUAACUCAGUCGAGUCAUAGUCUAAGCUUAGAUUGGCUAGUUUCCUGUUGGGAUCAUGUCUAGGAUAGACUACAGCGUGUGGGACCACAUCGAGGUCUCAGACGACGAGGAUGACACGCACCCAAACAUCGACACACCCAGCCUGUUCAGAUGGAGACACCAGGCGCGUGUGGAGCGAAUGGAAGAUUUUCAGAGAAAAGGUGAAGAAAUGAGCAAGGCCCUCGCUGAAAGCCGACGGAAGCUGGCCGAGGCUCAGAAGAAAGUACAACAGUUGAACAGUUCAGCAGCAGACGUUUCCAAAGCAGAGCUGAGCAAAGCCCAGGCUGAGGAGAAGAAACUGAAGAAAGAAGAAAGGGAGUUGGAGAAGAAGUUGGACGAACAUAAUCGAGAAGAGAAGAAGAUGCCAUGGAACGUUGACACACUCAGUAGAGAUGGUUUCAGCAAGAGCAUUGUUAAUAUCAAACCUGAUGUUGAGGAGACUGAAGAAGAAAAAGAGCAAAAGCAUAAAACAUUUGUGGAGAAAUAUGAAAAACAGAUCAAACAUUUUGGCAUGUUGCGACGUUGGGAUGAUAGCCAGAAAUACCUCUCUGACAACCCUCAUCUAGUGUGUGAAGAGACUGCCAACUACCUAGUCAUCAUGUGCAUUGACCUUGAGGUGGAGGAGAAACACGCCUUGAUGGAGCAAGUGGCUCAUCAGACCAUCGUCAUGCAGUUCAUCCUAGAGUUGGCAAAAAACCUCAAGGUGGACCCUCGUGGGUGCUUUCGUCAAUUUUUCGCCAAGAUUAAGACAGCAGAUCAGCAGUACCAAGAUGCUUUCAAUGAUGAGUUGGAGGCUUUCAAGGGCCGGGUUCGUGGCAGGGCGAAGAUUCGCAUUGAAAAGGCCAUGAAAGAAUUUGAGGAAGAGGAACGGCAAAAGCGCCUUGGACCUGGGGGAUUAGAUCCUGUUGACGUGUACGAGUCUCUGCCAAUUGAGAUGCAGAAAUGCUUUGAUGAGAAGGAUAUCCAAAUGUUGCAGGAGGUUAUUAGCAAAAUGGAUCCAACGGAGGCAAAGGCCCACAUGAAGAGGUGCAUAGACUCUGGGCUCUGGGUCCCCAACUCAAAGACAGAUGAAGGAGACGAAAAGGACGAAGAUGCUACAUAUGCAGAGGUGAAACUGCAGCAGGAAGAAACUAAGACAGAGUGACCAGCGUUGAGCCAACGAUGAUGGCUUUUGUUUUUUUGUUUUCUGCAUAUUGUUCUUACCCACUGUAUUGCAACUCCACAGUGUAUAUGACUAGUUUGCCAGGAAAAAUUGGGGAAAAAAACUCCCAUAUGAGAUGUAAGGGAUACACAGCCACGUUGCAUCAGGAGCUUCUGUUUAGAAAAGAAAGCGCAUCAUGUUUUCAGGCAUCACGAAAGUUGUUACAUUUAUUUGUAAGCACCUUUUAGUUUGUGUAACUGGUAAAGUAACACAUGCCUGCCUGCAUCUUUUGUGUUCGUGUAUAGUUUAAAAUAUUCUAUAUUUUCACCUUGUGCGCAAGUUUUUUUUUCUGGUCCAUCUUUUUGACAUUUGAGUCAUUGGUUAAUUCAGACAUUUUAACCUAGUUGACAGUAGACUUUGUAAGUGUUGUUACCAUGCACUUCAAAGUGUACAGUUGACUUUACUUUCUACAAGCUCAGCAUAGGUGGCAAUUCAUUGACACAGAAAACUAUACCAAGCUUCUUUAAACACAGUAUCAGUUCAUUUGUUGUCCCCGGGAUAGUUAGUCUCUCUACAUGGGCCAAGUAUUAGCACAGUAUUUAGGAGUCAUAUGGAGGGAUUGGCCCCAUUUUUGCAUUUAUUAGGUUUUGAUGUUAUUCGUUGAUGUGAUCAUCUAUUGGCUGAUAUGACGCAAGGCAUAAACCUGUUCUGUUCUAUACUUUUACAAUGCUUUUAAUUGUAGUUUUGCUUGACAUAAUCAAAGCAAAUGACUAUCAAAUGCAUCAGUUCUAAAUUAAUUAAAUUGCCAUUUUGGAUAAGACAAAAAUAAACUGCAGCUUUAAAAGUGGGAAUUCCACUUUAGCAGUACUGUUUUACAUCACAAACACAUGAUGCACAGCUGAACAUUUAGUGUGAAAAAACAAGUGGGGCAACAAAAAUCUAAGCUAACUUUAGCAACAGUACAGGUGUUUAGGGAUGUCCUGAAUGGGCUGGCUACUGUAUGGAGUAAUUGCUAUACACAAAUAAAUACUUGCUUACCUUCAA
Betta splendens (Siamese fighting fish) is the source of this 2401-nucleotide messenger RNA. Its product is annotated as hsp90 co-chaperone Cdc37. Gene Ontology annotation, molecular function: protein kinase binding; heat shock protein binding; protein-folding chaperone binding. The record is from RefSeq and is a predicted model, not a curated record. Gene Ontology annotation, cellular component: cytoplasm. Gene Ontology annotation, biological process: protein stabilization; protein folding. The transcript is spliced from 8 exons. Lineage: Eukaryota; Metazoa; Chordata; Actinopteri; Anabantiformes; Osphronemidae. The coding region runs from base 233 to 1360 and encodes 375 amino acids.